AUAAUAUCAUUACACUCUGUCGAGUACCUACCUAACCUACGUAGGUCCCACCACCUAUCGCACACGGCGACGAUAAUACAAUUUAUAUAAAAUACGGGCCGAUAAGCCGAUGGACGAUUAUUAUUGCCGAUCGGGCGCGUACGUAUGGUCCGCCGGCGUUGUAUUUCUCACGUGUUUAUUCUUCCUAGGCACUUCGGUCGCUUAACCUACAAGUCGGAACGGUGAAAAUAAUAUUGUGAUCGCAUAUUCUCACGCCGACAUCGAAAACAGCACGGGCCGGCUGUGAAGUGUUCGCGGUGCGACGGCAUUUUUUCCGCUCUUAAAAACCAAAUCGAUCGAAAGCGAAGAACGGAGAUAAACCUACGUCUCGGAUAUUGUACCUGAAACGAGCCAAGAGCCAUAAACACUUCCAAGAUGUCCAAACCAUUGUGUCCUAUUGCAUUCGAGCAAUCCGAUGCCAAUUCAAUUUGUACAACGAACAAAAGGAAGAAACUGAGUUUGUCGAAGGAGCUGUUAAGAGACAUCACGCGAUUUAAACGUAUGCUCAUCACACGGAAAGAAAAUUACGAAGUCAGUUUUCUCGAUCCCGUCAACGGCGAACAGCUGAAACUCAUGUGCACCGACACCGUAUGCACCGGGCGCGUGCUGCACGCGGGAGUGCGGACGCUGCAAUCAGCCAUCGUCCGGGAACGGUCGCACAGGCGGGAAUACGUGGACGGCCUGAUGCGUUACAUGCGAGAGCUGGACAAGCUGGACGAGUCCAAGGAGGAGCUGCUGGAUGGCCUGGAGCGGAUGCGGGCCGGCGUGGACGGCACCGUGGACGCUCUCCGGGCGGACGUGGAACGGGCCCACGGCCAGUACGAGGAACGCAAGAGACGGUUCUUCCGGUUCUCCGACGGCGCGGACGGAUCCGAACCGCAAGAGUUGACCGCCACCGCUGGCGAUCACGAGUUCCAGUCGCUGUGCUUGGACGUGGCGGCCGACACCGUCUCGCUACGUAGCCACGGCGAUUGCUGGCCCGAUGACAUCGAGACCGACGACGAUGACGGUUGGCUGGAAGACAUCGAAGCCGACGGCGACGCCGACGCCGCCCAAACGAUCUUCCGACGGCUCCGGCGGGACGCAGAGGCUCGUGGUGCUGACGGCUAUCGGUCGCGGACUGACGAACUGCUAAAGCUCUGGCGCGCUAUCAGGUCCGUGUCCGAGUACAAUCGGACGCUUGAGACGGCCGCACGAGAGCUUGACGAACAGAAGGAUUCCCUGCAGGCCAGCCUGUGCUGCGCGACGGCCGUGUGCACGGCGCUAGACGCAGACCAGUCGGACAAGAAGUGUCGGGCGGUCGUGCUGGACGACUUCUGCGCUGUCACCGAACAGAUCACGGCGCAGCAGAUCAGGAACUUGGAGUUCGGCCGCAUGCUGGCCGUCGACGAAAGGCAGAUCGAUGAAGAACUGCUCAAGAUCGGACAGCUGAAGGCCAAGGUUGCCAGGAAAAAAGAGAAAAAGCAAAAGCUUCUUGAGCAAACAGACAGUGUGAAAAGUCAACUGGAAGUGUACAAGAAUCGUUAUGAAGACUUAAAUAGAAAAAGAGCUCUUCUCGAAGACAAUCUAAACAUGACAAAACGUUCACCCAGCAAAUUAGCAAAUCAAUCAGAGCAACAAGGUUUCGGACAGAGAGUGAAGCAUUUGGAACAACUCAAAAACCAAUACAACAAACUGGCUAAUAAAAGAGAUGCGUUAAAACUGAAAAUUCAAACUCAACAACAGGUGGUCAAGACACCACGUCGGAUAAAUACGUUUUGGAAUACUUAGCCAUACUUUUUGCACAGUUUAUUGGAUUAACCUUGAUUUUGCAAAUAUUCUUGUAUGUUUAGGCGUCUCAAAAGCUUUAUUUUUCACUAAACCAGGCUCAAAGUUUAAUUAGAAUUUAACACGUUAAUAUAACACAUCAUUUUACUUUUUUAUUUAUUUAGGUCAUAACAUUCUAUUUAAUUUACUGUCCAAAGCGAUUAAUUUACUUUUUUCAAAUUUAGUUAACUUUAAGAUUAUAAUAUGUGCACAGUGGUUUAAAAAAAAAAAAUUAUACAUUGAAGCAAAAAAUGUUUAUUUUAAGUUCAUCUCGAUAAUAAUACUAUUACAUAAACAUUAAGUUUGCUUUUUGUUCCAUUGUCCAUAAACUAUUGUUAUAAUUAUGAUUAUUUUAUAAUUAUUAUUAAUAUAUAUUAUGCGCAAGCACAUUACAUAUGCUAUAUAUACUUAUUAUUGUUACAAAUUGUGUAAUAGUUUAAAUUUACAUAACAAUCAAUGUCUAAUAUAUGUAGUUAACUUAUGUAAACACAACAAAUGAAGAUCUUAAAAUACUUAUAAAUACUACUAAAAGCGCAUCAUAUGCAAAUAACAGUAUUGUAAAAUAAUGUUAUGUUAAAAUUGCAUUUCAAUCGUUAGAAUACAAUAUAAGUCUUCCACUUAAGAUGCUAAAAUUUAAAUACUACGAAAAAUUUUUUUAUAUAAUAAUACAAUUUAGACUAAAAAAAAAUUGAGUAAAAUGUUUAAUAAUACAAUCACAGAGUAAACAAUGUAUUCCAUAGCCAUUGGUACACAUUCUUUUAAUGGGGGUACUCAAAAAUUAUCGUAAGAAUGCCUCCGUUUCAUUAUAAUAUGUUAUAUUUCAAUGUCAUUUCUGCUAAAUGUAUAUCAGGUUUAACAAUUGCAAUACUAAUAAUAUAACU
Molecule: messenger RNA, 2726 nt
Organism: Myzus persicae (green peach aphid)
Lineage: Eukaryota; Metazoa; Arthropoda; Insecta; Hemiptera; Aphididae
Exons: 6
Coding region: 415-1809 (464 amino acids)
Source: RefSeq, a predicted model, not a curated record